GUGCGCGCGAGGCCGAGAAGUGCCGUGAGCGUGCUGGAGGGUGGUUGGGGGAUUGGUUGUGUCGUUGAUUAGGCUAAAAGCUUUUUUUGGAAAGAGCUGUACUGUGAGCUAUUUGCAUCAUGGGCAAGGUAAAUGUGAGGCAAAAGGGUCGGAACAAAGCCUACAGAUGGGCAAAAGGACACAGCUCAGAUUCAAACCCACCACUGAAGAAAUUCAGAGCCACCGCACAAGCAGGCUUCUUCCAGCCUCUCGCCGAACCAAAAAAGGGUGGGCUGACGGCGGACGCGCUGUCCAAGCACGACGCCGUGCUGGGCGUGUCCGAGCUGCGCACCAUCGAGGACAUCGAGGAGGAGGAGGAUGCUCUGACCGAGGGCGCGCUCACGCUCGGCUCCAUCGGCCAGGCCUCCUUCAAGACGUUCGCCACCGACUUCACCCAGUGCACGGUGCCCUCGUUCAGCAAACUGCUGACAACUAUAAGAAAAGAUUCACCUAUUUAUAACGAAAUGCUAGCAAUAUUAGCAGCUGUUACGGAAGUGGUGAAAGAUCAGGGAGGACAAGAAACUAUCACCGAAUAUUUCGGGGCUUUGAUGUCGGUGCUGGAGUCGACCGACGAGGAGGGCAUCCAGCAGCAGGCGGUGUGCCAGCUGCUAUCGCUUGGCAUCCGACACACGCCGCGACCCGUGCUCGUCGCCAAGUUCUCGCUCUGCUCGAAGCUGCUGAUGUCGCGACUGGAGGCCGUCAUGGCCACGGGCACCGUGCUACUCAUCAAAUCGCUGCUGGAGUGCAUGGCGGUGCUGCUGCGGGCGCAGCCGGCCGCCGUCUGGGGCGAGCCAUCUACCAUGCAGAUGUAUGGCGGCAUCCUCAGCUUCGUCAUCCACACCCGACCCAAGCUAGCGGCCCCGCCAACCUGGUGGCGGCCCAGCUAG
Messenger RNA from Pollicipes pollicipes, 926 nucleotides. RefSeq names its product RRP12-like protein. The record is from RefSeq and is a predicted model, not a curated record. Bases 120 to 926 code for a protein of 268 amino acids. The transcript has 7 exons. Lineage: Eukaryota; Metazoa; Arthropoda; Thecostraca; Pollicipedomorpha; Pollicipedidae.